Amaranthus tricolor (Joseph's coat) is the source of this 607-nucleotide messenger RNA. Its product is annotated as organ-specific protein S2-like. The transcript has 2 exons. The record is from RefSeq and is a predicted model, not a curated record. NCBI's taxonomy places the organism in Eukaryota, Viridiplantae, Streptophyta, Magnoliopsida, Caryophyllales, Amaranthaceae. The coding region runs from base 26 to 424 and encodes 132 amino acids.
AUUUCAAAACUUGUGUAUUUCAGAUAUGGAACCCUACUUGAAAAUUUUCUUUACUUUUCUACUCUCAAUUAUCUUGCUUGCAGGCCCCACUGAGGGGAGGAAAGACCUAAAAAAGUAUUGGGGAAACAUGAUGAAUGGACAGCCUAUACCAGAAGCACUUAAACUAUUCAUAAAUCAAAGAUCAUACCAAGAAGAAGCAAUUAAGGAUUUCAUCAAAGAAUUUGAACCAAUCCCUAAUGUUUCUGCUUACCAUGAUGAUUCAAAAAAGUUAAUUUCUAGUGAAUUUGAACCAAUCCCUAAUAUUUCUGCAUAUCAUGAUGAUGCCAAUCCAAAUCAGGUCAAAUCCCAAAAACAAGAUGCAUCAAAGAAGAUUUUUGCUGAUGAAUUUGAACCAAUUCCCAAUGUUACUUCUUAUAGUGAUUAAUUUUGGGAAUUAGGGUUUUUUAAUUUGUGCAUUUUAGGUUUUGUUUGUUGCAUUUUAAUGUGUGUGAGAGACCUAUAUAGGGUUACUGAUUUCAGUUCGAAUCUAAUUAAGAUCAGUUUCCAAUGUACUCUCUAGUUUGAAAAAUAAAGUUUGGUUUGACGGUUUUUCCGUUCACCUUUGUGA